This is a messenger RNA of Perca flavescens (yellow perch), 3178 nucleotides long. RefSeq names its product kelch-like family member 11 (gene klhl11). The transcript is spliced from 2 exons. The coding region runs from base 212 to 2341 and encodes 709 amino acids. Lineage: Eukaryota; Metazoa; Chordata; Actinopteri; Perciformes; Percidae. Gene Ontology annotation, molecular function: protein binding. The record is from RefSeq and is a predicted model, not a curated record.
GCGUCAUAACAUUUACAUUUUAUUUUGUUGAUAGAUGGAUAGAUCGGACUUCUCGGUUUUUGCGUCCGGGAUAUGGAUCUCUUGUGUUGGCGUGAAUCCGAGAGACUCCCCUUGACUCUCCAGCUGAAAUAGAGUACAUUUGGAAAAUUCUUAAAGACGGAAGUGAGCAGUCCUGCUUUCCGACCAGGGCGGCUGUGAACGCUGCGCAUGUAUGUCCGUUUUUGAAUGUCUAUUUACGUGUGUUCUAUAUGCCUAUGAGUUAUUCCCGAAGAUAGUUCAGAGCUUUCAUUUGCCUCUGAGUCUAUCACGCUGCGGUAUGGCAGCGGCAGCAGAAGCGCCAGAGGACCGGAGCAGCGGCGCACAGGGAGCGCUAACAGGUGACGGGGAACCUGAGGAGGCCGAGGAGUUCACCUGCUCGGCCUACUGCUCGGAGCUCUCCCGGAGGCAGAACGAGCAGAGGAAGUCGGGGCUGUUCUGUGACGUGACACUGGUCUUCAGCUCCUGUGGGGUGUCUGAGGAGAGGGUCCAGACCUUAACCGCCCACCGCUCAGUGUUAUCCGCGGCGUCGCAGUACUUCACGCUGCUGCUGGGCGGACAGUUUUCAGAGUCUCUGUCGGGGCGAGUGGAGCUCAAAGGAUGGAGCUCGUCAACGGGACCCGACCCAGAAACUGUUGAAAGUGUCCUACAGUUCAUGUACACUGGACAAAUCGGGGUAACCACUGCAAAUGUGCAUGAAGUGUUGGAACUUGCCGACAGGUUCCUGUUGGCGCAGCUGAAGAACUUCUGCGGAGAGUUUCUGAUGAAGAAGGUGAACUUAUCCAACUGUGUAGCAGUGCACAGCCUCGCCCACAUGUACACCUUGGACCAGCUGGCCCAGGGAGCUGCCAAGACGAUUAGAAGAAACUUCCACAAAAUAAUCCGCAACGAGGAAUUCUUCACGCUGCCAUUUCACCUGGUACGGGACUGGCUGUCAGACUCAGGAAUCACUGUGGAUUCUGAACAGGAGUUGUUUGAGGCCAUAGUAAAAUGGGUGCACCAAAACGCAGAGGAGAGAGAGAAGUAUUUUGACGAGCUGUUCAGACUUUUAAGGCUGCCUCAGAUUUCUCCUACUUACCUGACACAGGUGGUGAGAAAAGAACCCUUUGUGGCAAACAAUGCAGCUUGUCAGCAGCUGGUCUCUGACGCCCUUGAGGUCCACGCUGUUCACUUCGAGAACCUCAAGUCAGCUGAUUUAGAGCUCUGUGCGUCCUACAUGGCAGCGAUGCAGCCCCGUCUUGGCCAGAACAUGGAUGUAAUCAUGGUGGUGGGUGGUGUUUCAGAAGGUGGAGACUAUCUGAGUGAGUGUGUGGGCUACUUUGUUGCUGAGGACCGUUGGGUAAACCUGCCACACAUUCACAACCACCUUGACGGACAUGCCAUCGCAGUCAGUGACAGCCAUGUCUAUGUGGCAGGCUCCAUGGAGCCAGGCUUCGCCAAGACGGUGGAGCGCUUCAACCCCAGCCUCAACACCUGGGAGCAGGUCAGCAGCCUGACCACCCGCAAGCACUCCUUCGGCCUCACGUGUGUCAAAGAUUUACUCUACAGCAUCGGUGGUCAUGGCAACUUCAGUCCAGGCUUUAAGGAUGUUACUGUCUACGAGCCUGAGCAGGAUGAGUGGCACAAUCUCGAGCCAGCACCGAAGAUACUACGAGAUGUAAAAACGGUAAGCGUGGAGGACCGGUACAUAUACGUGAUGGCCAGGACUCCUGUAGACAUGGACAAUGAGGAUGGACUGAGCACUGUGACCACCUGCUACGAUACAGAGAGUCACAAGUGGCAGGAAGUGGAGUCCUUACCGCUUAUCGAUAAUUACUGUAGUUUUCAAAUGGCUGUUGCAUCCACCAACUUCUACCACACAGCUUCUUGUUGUGCAAAGAGCUACAAGGUAACAGCUGAGGCCGCUCAGCAGAAAAUAAGCAGAAAUAUCUCUGACGACAUCCUCGACAGUCUCCCUCCAGAGGUCCUCAGCAUGGAAGGUACUGCUGUUUGCUACCUGGGUGAAGACAUAUUCAUCAUUGGCGGGUGGAGGAACUGCAACAACAUGGACAAGCAGUACCGCAAGGAGGCCUACAGUUACUGUGCUGAGAGGAAGCGCUGGAUGCUGCUGCCACCCCUACCUCAGCCACGUUGCAGAGCCGCAGCCUGCCACGUUCGCAUCCCAUACCAUUAUCUUCGCGGCUGCCAGCACUACCCCAUGCCCCAGAACCUGGCUCGCCAGCGAGACCGCAUGCAACAGAUGCAGCAGCUCCAUCGCCGCACGCUCACUUUGCGCAGACAGCUGCAGUCUCAAAUCGAAUGUUGAGAGCUUUGUCUUGUUAGCACUUAAUCUACUGAUCAACGCCUUGUUGUUACCUCAAAACUUUGAUCUUAUUUUUUUGCCUUUUUAUUUAGGUGAAAUGUCUGCAUGGGCUAACUGGGGCUGGUUAAAAUAAAAAAAAGAAUUAGCCAGACAUGCUACUAGUAAAUUGAUUACAUUAUAAUUUGGGCCUUACAUUUAUUAACGUAUGUCUUUUAUUCUGCUUGUAAAUGAAACUGUGAUUUCUGUGACAUUGUCUGGUAAGAUUGUUGAUUUCAUUUCUAAACCACUUAGCUUAGCUUUUUAAAUGUGGUCUGUGUUAACACCCAAUGAUGUUAGCAUAUGUUGUGGUGCAAGUUAGAAUAAAAGUGAGGUCAAGUUCAGUGUUGGGAUGUCAACGUAGCACAGUAAAUUAUGUGUGUUUAUUGUGAUGUAAGUUGGAAAAACAAGGAUAAAUUACUGUAACAACCUGAGCUGAGCUUUAACUUUUUACUCCCCACUACUUGCAUCUAAUUUCUCUUCUACCUCCAGUGUCUGUCAUGCUUUUUUGCACUGUGGGGGUUGAAAUAUCUAAAUGUUGAACUAUGUUGUUUGCCCCACUUAAAAACAGACAAUCAUGUAUCAGAAUUUUUGUAGCAAGAUCUAAGUAUUGAGCCAAGCACAUAUUGGGGAAAGUAUAGUGUUCAGUGAUUAUGUUUCCCCCUCAUUAAAACAAGCUCCCACUUAUAGUGUUGGACUAAAAUAUGUGCACUACUUCACCAUUCCAAUGGAUGUGUAUGAAUGUUUGAUUUAUCUAUUUCAAAGUUGUUGCAUAGCUUGAAAAAUAAACCACCAUAAUAAUGA